GUCAGCGCGACACAUCACGACAGAAAAGGAGGGGGUCGGUAGGCAACAUGGCGGCGGCUGCGGCCGGUGUGGGCCGGCUGGAAGAGGAGGCUCUGCGGCGGAAGGAGAGGCUGAGGGCCCUGCGGGAGAAAACCGGGCGUAAGGACAAGGAAGAGGGGGAGCCAAAAACCAAGCAGCUUAGAGAAGAGGAGGAGGAAGGCGAGAAGCACAGGGAACUCAGGCUGCGGAACUACGUCCCGGAGGAUGAGGACCUGAAGAGGAGGAGGGUACCCCAGGCCAAGCCGGUUGCAGUGGAAGAGAAGGUGAAGGAGCAACUGGAGGCUGCCAAGCCAGAGCCCAUCAUAGAGGAAGUGGACCUGGCCAACCUCGCCCCCCGGAAGCCUGAUUGGGACCUCAAGAGGGAUGUGGCCAAGAAACUGGAGAAGCUAGAAAAGCGCACCCAGAGGGCCAUCGCCGAGCUGAUCCGGGAACGGCUGAAAGGCCAGGAGGACAGCCUCGCCUCUGCAGUGAACGCAACCACCGAACAAGAGGCCUGCGACUCCGACUGAGGCGCACCCUGUGCCCUGUCUGCUGUUGGGCCUCUCCUGUAGAAAUAACAAGCAUUCUGGAAUCUGGACCAUAGUCUUGUGGAUGAUCAGAAGACAGAUGGGACCUAUGUACCAGAGUUGAGGAUCAAAGCCUCUGGAUCUGAGGAGGCACAGCAGCAGAGUGGGACGGAAGUUGCACCUGGGAUUGCAGGGCUGGGCGUCCAGCGGCCAGGUGCUGACUGUGCAGCUGUGAAUCCGACCAUGGCUCUGCCGUCGAGGAGCUAACCCUCCAGGAGGUCUCUGGACCUAUGCUGGGAGCCAGACCUGCCUGAAAGACCUCGCUUUCCCCAGGCCCAUCUGGCUGAGCAUCACCUGGGGUUGCAAGAGUCAGUCACCCAAGAGACCUG
This is a messenger RNA of Lepus europaeus (European hare), 934 nucleotides long. RefSeq names its product coiled-coil domain containing 12 (gene CCDC12). NCBI's taxonomy places the organism in Eukaryota, Metazoa, Chordata, Mammalia, Lagomorpha, Leporidae. The record is from RefSeq and is a predicted model, not a curated record. Gene Ontology annotation, cellular component: U2-type spliceosomal complex; post-mRNA release spliceosomal complex. Bases 48 to 548 code for a protein of 166 amino acids. The transcript is spliced from 10 exons.